AGCUGACAGUUGACAAGUAAAUGAUAAUUAAAUAUUCCUUAUUUUUUUAAAAUCAUAUUUACAUUCUAUUUUAUAUUUGCUUUAUGCCCUUAUACAAACACAACUUAACGGGCCCACUGAUACCGAUAUGACUCAUUACUCGGCAAUUUAAUGUUGGCACGCGCCAAAAAAAGGCUUCUCGCCGCCAUAUUCAAAGUGUCCCUGGUGGCCCCCCAAAUGGCCCAAAUCAAAACUUUCGCCUUUCUCGACUUGGAAACGACCGGUUUACCGUGGGCGGAGGGUAACAAAACGAAAAUCACCGAAAUUACGGUGCUUACAGUCCAAAGUAGCCAUAUAGCUUUGGGGGUCAUGCCGAGGGUUCAGAAUAAAUUGACUUUAUGCGUUUAUCCUAGGAAAAUGGUGUCGCCAGAGAGUGAGAGGAUUACAGGCCUAUCAAAUGAUAUUCUGGAACACAUGGCUCCAUUUUCAAGUGAAACUGUACAGAUGAUCAAUGGUUUUCUCAAUCAUUGCCCAAAACCUAUUUGCUUUGUGGCACAUAACGGCAACAGGUUUGAUUAUCCAAUUUUGCAAAGGGAAUUACAUUUAACCGGGGCAAAACUGCUUGACGAUAUAUUAUGCAUAGAUUCCCUUGAGGCAUUUAGAGAACUUUACAAUAAGCCUAGUGCUCCUGUUGUGGUUCCACAGCAGGAACGAACCUUUGAGAGUACAGGUUCUGUAUUACCGAUAGAGUUUCAAGAUGGUUUCGAUGAAUUACUGUGCAAAGCAGUAGAUGACUUCGAGUCUGGUCCAGAAAAAAGACUGAAAUAUGCCUUGGAGGUGCAAAAGAUCAAUGAAACCACCCCCAAAAAGGUUAUAAAUAAUGUCAUUAGUAAUGGAAAUUUAAAAGUUUCUGGUCUGAGGAGCAACGAGCAUGGACAAAAAGUGAAAAAAUCACUUAAUUUUGGUGUAAGUUUUAAACUAGUUGAUGUUUAUAAAAGACUGACCAAUCAGGAACCAAUGGAGGCACAUCAUGCCGAAGGAGACGUUCUAAUGUUGGCCUUAUGUGCAGCCACAUUGGGAGACACUUUCAUCGAAUGGGCCAAUUGCAAUAAAAAGUAUUUUUGUGAUAUUCCAAAAAUGGAACCUGGAAAAAGAAUUGGAAUGUAGAAACAGAUUUUUUUUAUUUAUAUCUUGUUAGUUUUUGCUUUAUUUCAUCUAUAUUUUAUUAAAUGAAAUUUUAACGAC
Messenger RNA from Anthonomus grandis grandis, 1224 nucleotides. RefSeq lists its product as uncharacterized. The coding region runs from base 151 to 1146 and encodes 331 amino acids. Gene Ontology annotation, molecular function: 3'-5'-DNA exonuclease activity; nucleic acid binding. Lineage: Eukaryota; Metazoa; Arthropoda; Insecta; Coleoptera; Curculionidae. The transcript has 4 exons. The record is from RefSeq and is a predicted model, not a curated record. Gene Ontology annotation, cellular component: cytoplasm. Gene Ontology annotation, biological process: DNA catabolic process.